This is a messenger RNA of Phycodurus eques (leafy seadragon), 6584 nucleotides long. RefSeq names its product collagen, type IV, alpha 5 (Alport syndrome) (gene col4a5). The record is from RefSeq and is a predicted model, not a curated record. Lineage: Eukaryota; Metazoa; Chordata; Actinopteri; Syngnathiformes; Syngnathidae. The coding region runs from base 274 to 5442 and encodes 1722 amino acids. Gene Ontology annotation, cellular component: collagen trimer; basement membrane. The transcript is spliced from 48 exons. Gene Ontology annotation, molecular function: extracellular matrix structural constituent.
GACAUCUGCACACUCAUUGUUUUGAAUUAAUUUAUUGUUUUCAUCCAUCUUCUUCCGCUUAUCCGAGGUCGGGUCGCGGGGGCAGUAGCUUUCGCAGGGACGCCCAGAUUUCCCUCUCCCCAGCCACUUCAUCCAGCUCUUCCGGGGGGAUCCCGAGGCGCUCCGAGGCCAGCUGGGAGACAUAGUCUCUACAGAGUGUCCUGGGUCGUCCCCGGGGUCUCCUGUCGGUGGGGACGUGCCCGGAACACCUCACCAGGGAGGCGUCCGAAUCAGAUGCCCCAGCCACCUCAUCUGGCUCCUCUCGAUGCGGAGGAGCAGCGGCUCUACUCUGAGCUCCUCCCGGAUGACCGAGCUUCUCACCCGUUCUCUAAGGGAGAGCCCAGACACCCUGCGGAGAAAACUCAUUUUGGCCACUUGUAUCCGGGAUCUUGUUCUUUCGGUCAGGACCCAGAGCUUGUGACCAUAGACGGUGCACCGAUCCGCCUGUCAAUCUGCCGUUCCAUUUUUCCCUCACUCGUGAACAAGACCCCAAGAUACUUGAACUCCUCCACUUGGGGCAGGAUCUCAUCCCCGACCUGGAGAGGGCGCGCCACCCUUUUCCGACUGAGGACCACGGUCUCAGAUUUAGAGGGUAGUGAUGGACCAAUGGGAUUUGGUGGCCCAAAAGGAAUAAGAGGACCUCCCGGAUUGCCAGGAUUCCCAGGAACACCAGGACUUCCAGGUCUCCCAGGGCAGGACGGACCUCCAGGCCCAAGAGGAACACCAGGUUGCAAUGGGACAAAAGGUGAAAUAGGGUACCCGGGAGUAUCGGGAAUCCCAGGACAGCAAGGACUGUCGGGUCCACCUGGUCUUCCUGGACAGAAGGGCGAUCCUGGUGACGUGAUCUCCACUAAUCGUUUUGGGGACCAAGGAGCUGUGGGCUUUCCUGGACUGCCAGGAGUUCCUGGUCCUCCAGGACCUGGUGGCUACCAAGGUCCAAUCGGCCCGCCGGGACCGAGAGGCUUUGAGGGUCGACCAGGUCCUCCAGGCCCUCCUGGACCUAAGGGCAACAUGGGACUAAACUUCCAGGGACCCAAAGGAGAGAAGGGUGACCCUGGUUUACCCGGACCUGCCGGGCCUCCAGGGCAAGUCGGGGAGCAGAAGAGGCCAACCGAGACAGAGAUUCAAAGAGGAGACAAGGGCGACCCAGGACUUCCAGGCACCCAAGGUGAUCCUGGGUAUCCAGGUCCGCCUGGUACCCCUGGUGGCCAGAAAGGAGAAAAGGGAGAACCAGGAGAGGCAGGCAAACGUGGAAAACCAGGCAAAGAUGGUGACCCAGGUCCGCCGGGAUUUCUUGGUCUCAAAGGAGAGUCAGGCCUGCCAGGUCCCCCGGGCAGAGAUGGAGAGAGAGGCAUGAAAGGUGAACGUGGAUUUCCAGGUGCUCCAGGAGUGGUUAUUAGCGGACAGACAGGAGCACAGGUGGGUCCAAAAGGGGAGCCCGGGUUCCCUGGAUCACCUGGCGUCAAAGGAGAUAGAGGACUAAUAGGGUUAACAGGACCUCCAGGAGCACCAGGAAUUCCAGGCGGUGGUGGUGGCGGUUCACCUGGACUUCCGGGCUUCCCGGGAGAGAGAGGUCAAAAGGGAGACACCGGCAAUUUGGGGCUCUCUCUCCCAGGUCCUCCGGGCCGCCCCGGAGGGCCUGGGUUGCAAGGACAGCCAGGACCCCCUGGACCUCCAGGUUUUUCCACUGGUGGACAAAACUGUAUCGCUGGCGAGCCCGGACGUGCUGGCCUACCGGGAGAGAGGGGUUACCCGGGAGUGGCGGGCCAGAAAGGUGAAAAGGGGGACACCUGUGUCAACUGCUUUAGUGGCACAAGUGGGAUCCCUGGGUCCCCAGGACCUGCAGGACAACCUGGAUUCCCAGGAAAUCCUGGUGCCCCAGGUAUUAAAGGAGAAAGAGGAUUCCCAGGAACACCGGGUGCAAAUGGACCACCUGGUCAGCCCAGUGCUCAAGGUCCUCCAGGAUUCCCGGGAGAGAAGGGAGACCCAGGUGAAGCAAUCUCUGGUGGCGGUGCGAGGGGUGAGAAGGGGGACACUGGAUUCCCUGGAGCGCCUGGUCUUCCAGGUCUAGAUGGGCGUCCUGGUCGCGAUGGACAGCCUGGAUUUCCAGGGCCCAAAGGAGCUCCUGGAUCUUUGCAGGUCAGAGGAGAGCGAGGGAGCCCUGGUGAGCCAGGUCCCAAUGGGAUUGCAGGAGAUCGGGGUCCUCCAGGCCCCCCAGGCUUUGGACCUCCUGGAUCUCCCGGAGAAAAGGGUAUUCAGGGUGUUUCGGGAAGGCCUGGAGCUCCUGGUAUACCUGGUGCCAAAGGUGAGUCAGGCUUGUCAGUGGCAGAAAAAGGCCAGCCCGGGCAGAGAGGUCUGGAUGGUGAGCCGGGACGUCCCGGUGCACCAGGAAACCCAGGUCAGCCUGGUCAGCCUGGUUUCCCUGGAUUACCGGGAGGAAAAGGUGACCCUGGACUGCCUGGUAUUGGACUCCCUGGACCCCCUGGACCUAAAGGAUUUGCUGGUGUCCCUGGCCAACCAGGAGGUCCGGGAGGACUAGGAAGACCAGGAGUAGACGGCCUUCCGGGCCAACCUGGAUUUCCCGGGGCAAAAGGUGAACCUGGCUUUGGACUCCCCGGUCCUCCAGGUUUCCCAGGUGUACCUGGAGCUAAAGGUGUCACCGGAACCAAGGGAGAUCCUGGUUUCCCUGGAGGCCCUGGCUCACCCGGCCGAUCUGGAUUUGACGGCCCACCAGGCCCUAAAGGUGAACCAGGAACAUCUGGUCUCCCAGGAUCCAUUGGCCCACCAGGACCCCCGACGGCAGGCUCACGCGGCCCCUCAGGGAACCCUGGACUCCCAGGCCCAAUGGGUCCACCCGGAUUCACCGGAGGAAAUGGAGCAAAAGGAGACCCCGGGCCACCAGGUUUAGAUAUUCCAGGCCUGCCAGGAGAUAGAGGAAGUCCUGGUUUCCCAGGUUCCCCAGGACCGAUUGGAACCCCAGGACCCCCUGGAGGCCCUGGACAGGAUGGCUUUCCUGGACUGCCAGGUGCCAAAGGAGAUAUGGGUCCCACUGGAUCUCCCGGACCAGCUGGAGGACCUGGUGGCCCCGGGGCACCAGGUGCUGUUGGACUGAAAGGUGAAUCAGGAUUCCCUGGUAGGGAUGGUGCUCCUGGCUUUGCUGGAGCUAAAGGAGAGCGGGGGAGCAGUGGCCUUCCAGGACCUCCUGGAUACAGCCCACCACCUAUUUCCUCAAAGGGUGACAAAGGAGAACCAGGACUACCAGGAGCACCAGGUUUUCCAGGCCAAAAGGGCAUCCCUGGCAUCACUGGUGACCCUGGACUUCCAGGAUCAGAUGGACGGCCUGGACUUCCUGGUCCAUCAGGACCAAAGGGAGAUCCUGGCAUUCCAGGAGGACCUGGUGGUCCUGGAGCUCCUGGACCAAAAGGCACCAUGGGAGAAAUGGGAUUUCCAGGACCAUCAGGGCAGAAGGGUUUGCUGGGCCAAACGGGUCGACCCGGAACUCCAGGCCAGCCCGGAGGACCCGGUUUCUCAGGAGCCAAAGGUGAACCAGGUUCUGCUGGGGUUGGACCGCCUGGGCCACCUGGAGUCAAGGGUGAUCCCGGGCAGUCAGGUUUCCCUGGAGGCCCAGGGCCUAAAGGGACUCCAGGAUUACCAGGUCUGUCGGGAUUACCUGGAGCACCAGGUGCCAAAGGUGAUCUGGGUCCGCCAGGAUUCCAAGGGUCUCCUGGUAUUCCUGGUCCUAAGGGUCUCGACGGCGGGCCCGGUGGCCCAGGCCUGACCGGAGCUCCUGGAAGACCAGGAGAGCCUGGCCGACCAGGAGCACCUGGAUUUCCGGGAGAGAAGGGUCAAGCGGGUCGGGACGGGAUCCCCGGGCCGGCUGGUGUUAAAGGAGAGCCAGGGCCUCCAGGCUAUGGUGAACCAGGAUCCUCUGGACUUCCAGGAUUGCCAGGUGGCAAGGGAGACCCUGGUCCCUCUGGCCCAUCUGGCAGUCCCGGUUUCCCUGGUCCAAAAGGAGAUAGUGGCUUCCCCGGCCUUCCGGGCUCUUCAGGCCCUAUCGGCCAACCUGGACCUCCAGGUCUGGCUCUACAGGGUCCCAAAGGAUUGACCGGACCCCCUGGACCACCAGGAAGGGGUGGUGUGCCUGGCCCACAAGGUCCUCGUGGGCCCUCAGGAAGUGGUGGCAUCAGGGGAGAGAAAGGUAUUCCCGGUGCUGCUGGACAGCCAGGCUUUCCUGGUCAGAAAGGAGACCCUGGCAUUCCAGGAUUCUCAGGUCCGCCUGGCACUCCUGGUGUUCCUGGUGCUAAAGGCGACAUCGGUCUGCCUGGGGUUCCCGGAUUUCCAGGACCAAAGGGAGACCCAGGACUUCACGGUGGCUCUGGGCUUCCUGGUGAUCCUGGAGAUCUCGGACCUCCAGGCCCCCCUGGUGACCCUGGUGUUCCUCAGCCUCCCAUUAUGUUUAAGGGAGAGCGUGGACCCCCCGGUCCUCUGGGCCAGCCUGGUGCUGGGGGACUGCCAGGCAGCCCUGGACGUGAAGGGCUCCAAGGUCAGCCAGGUGACCCAGGUGAUUCUGGUCUAGAGGGUCCCCCCGGUUUCAGCGGCCCCCCUGGAAGAAAGGGAGACAAUGGUCCUGCUGGUCAGCCUGGUCAGCGUGGCUACCCAGGUCCUCCUGGUUCUGACGGUCCACAGGGUCCUCCCGGUCUUCCGGGUUCGGGCUCGGCAGCCCACGGCUUCCUCAUCACCCGACACAGCCAGAUCCAGGAAGUACCGCUCUGCCCGAUCGGAACCAACCUCAUAUACGACGGCUACUCCCUGCUGUACGUGCAGGGCAACGAGAGGGCGCACGGGCAGGACCUUGGAACGGCAGGCAGCUGUCUGCGCCGCUUCAGCACCAUGCCCUUCAUGUUCUGCAACAUCAACAAUGUGUGCAACUUCGCCUCCCGUAACGACUAUUCCUACUGGCUGUCCACGCCCGAACCCAUGCCCAUGUCCAUGGCCCCCAUCACUGGCGAGAGCAUCAAGCCUUUUAUCAGCCGAUGCUCGGUGUGUGAAGCUCCCGCCAUGGUGAUCGCAGUCCACAGUCAAACCAUCCAGAUUCCCAACUGCCCUGCCAACUGGGAGGCUCUGUGGAUAGGUUACUCCUUCAUGAUGCACACCAGCGCCGGCGCCGAGGGCUCCGGCCAGGCCCUGGCCUCUCCCGGUUCUUGUCUGGAGGAGUUCCGCAGCGCUCCCUUUAUCGAGUGCCACGGCAGGGGAACGUGCAACUACUACGGCAACUCCUACAGCUUCUGGCUGGCCACCGUGGAUGAAGGCGAGAUGUUCAGCAAGCCCCAGUCGGAGACGCUGAAGGCGGGCAACCUGCGGACGCGCGUCAGCCGCUGCGUGGUCUGCAUGAAGAAGACGUAACGGCGCACAGCAACCAUCGCGCCACUUGCUUCUGCGGUCGGGCUGAUUAACGGAGACUGGUGAUUAGGCGACGGGGAGGGGUCACACGGGGUCGAAGGUGAUGGUGGGUGAGGUAGAAACUGGUGGAAUUCCAUUGGUGCAUUGUCUUCAACGAGUCAAAACAAUGGUGCUACUGUGCAACACAGCAUAAAAAAAAAAAAAAAAAAAACUGACAUAACAAAAAUGAUUUUUUUUUUUUUGCUUUGUUUUUCCUAAGAAGUACCUCAAAACAAAAGCGGAAAAAAUAUUCACAAAAUGGUGCCACGAUGUAUGUGUGACAGUAAACAUGCAUUUUUCACCCCCUCCUAAAGAAAAGUCACUUUUAAUGUUGUGACCCAGGUGUUCUUACUUUUCUACACACGCACUCUUUUUUUUUUUUUUUUUUUUUUUCCUCCUCGUUUUCUUUUCUUCUCAACGAGGAGGGGUGGAUGAAGCUCUCCACGUGGUAACCAAACGGGCACUUUUACUUCGGGACAUCCAAGAGGCGAGAUGCACUGAUUAGGAGCUUUCCUUUGUGAGACUGACUGGCUUUUUAUUUUUGACCACUUUUUGUUUUCAUUUUUCCAUCUUAUUUCCAUGUCUGUCGUGACACGUGGUGGUACUAACCCAGCUGCAAACCCGCCUGCUAACUCCGCCUUCUUUCUUUUGUAAGUAAUAAAAUGUGUAUAUUGUGUAAAACACCUUUUAUUAUUCGCGUAUUAGGUCUUGAAUUGGUAACGAGCAUUUUUUGCCGGUUUAGUUCGCUUACACUCACUCACGCAAACACACAGAUAUUGUACAAAAUGAGGCUUUUAUGAAUGAAAACAGUAUUUUAUAUAUAAUAAAUAUAUAUUUCUAAAAAAAAAAAAAAAAAAAAGAUAGAGGUUACUUGGCAGUGGGUGUUUUAAGGUCAUGCAUUUCACCAAAAAAACAACUACUGAGCAGAGUCAAAGCCAUUUUCCCUGAGACAAGUGUGUAUGAUAUCAAAAUUACUUAAACCUUUUGUAUUCAAUUUGUAGAAUGAAUAAUAAAGCGGAAUUAAGAGGAUUUGUUUCCUGAUUGUCUGAUGAUCGAAGAAACGUUUCACAGGAUUGGAAUUAAAUCUUGGCUUCUUGUUACGAAAA